Betta splendens (Siamese fighting fish) is the source of this 4799-nucleotide messenger RNA. RefSeq names its product ubiquitin specific peptidase 25 (gene usp25). The transcript is spliced from 26 exons. The record is from RefSeq and is a predicted model, not a curated record. Gene Ontology annotation, cellular component: cytosol; nucleus. The coding region runs from base 673 to 4140 and encodes 1155 amino acids. Gene Ontology annotation, molecular function: cysteine-type endopeptidase activity; protein binding; cysteine-type deubiquitinase activity. Gene Ontology annotation, biological process: protein deubiquitination; regulation of protein stability. NCBI's taxonomy places the organism in Eukaryota, Metazoa, Chordata, Actinopteri, Anabantiformes, Osphronemidae.
CUGAAUGUAGCUACGUAGUUUUAAAGCUGAAAGUACUAACAGCCUCGCCUCACGAGUCCUGCGCCUAAUUUGGUUAAUCGUGAUUUUUUUUAUUUUAUUAUGGCCAUGGGGUAGCUUUCGCAGUGUUUCGUUUCGUAAAUCUCUAAAUAAAUAUCUUUCAAUCUGGCCUAACAGUAUCUUUGCGUAACGCGUUAUCCAAUGUUAUGCUAGCUUACAGUAGCUAACAGCAACACGUAAAGUUAAGUUUAGCCUCAGCGUCCUUUGCUUUAGUGGUAGGACGUCAGCGACCGCUGGCAAUUUGCGUUUGUCUAAACAGAAACAUCCCGCUUAGUACAGUUAGCCCCGUGGCUAGCAGUGUCAUGAGUUGAAAACAAACAAGGCCACGAGAAAGAUUUAACGAUUCAACGUCCAAGAAUGGAUCAAAUGUCCAAGCGUUUUGUCGUCAUGGGUCGUUUAAGACGUGUUUUGAUGAAUAAUUGUUUGACCUGGCUGGCGGGGUAACAGUGUUUAUGUAUUCAAAUAUUCCCCAGGUUACUCAUCACAUAUCCGAUAUCUUUGUUUACAAAGUGUAGCUGACAGCUAAAGCAGUCAGAAACAUAGCGGAGCAAUGACGCUUGGUGGGGAUUGAAUCGCAUGAUAUGGGCUCAUCUGUUCCAUGGAUUAUAACUGAGAAUGCAGCACCAGCAGACGCUACUAAACCAGUUAAGGGAGGUAACAGGUACCACGGAUGUCCAGCUGCUUCAGCAGGCCCUGCAGGUGAGCAAUGGUGACCUGGCCGAGGCAGUGGCCUUUUUGACCGAGAAGAACACUAAGGUUCCUCAGCAAGACGAGACAACCUACUACCAGACAUCCCAGGUGGCCAGUGACAGAUACAUCAGUGUGGGCAGCCAGGCAGACACAAAUGUAAUUGACCUCACUGGGGAUGAUAAAGAUGACUUGCAGAGGGCUAUUGCCCUCAGCCUGGAGGAGUCCAACCGGGCAUUCAGAGAGACGGGCAUCACUGAUGAGGAGCAGGCCAUCAGCAGAGUUUUGGAGGCCAGCAUAGCUGAGAACAAGGCGAGUCUAAAGCGUACCCAUACAGAAGUGUGGAGCGAUUCACCCAACCCACAUGACAGAAAGAGAGUAGACAACUGCCCUGUGGGGCUGAAAAAUGUUGGCAACACCUGCUGGUUCAGUGCUGUCAUACAGUCUCUGUUCAACCUGCUUGAGUUCCAAAGGCUAGUCCUCCACUACUCCCCACCAAGCAGGGUCCAUGACCUGCCUCGUAAUCAGAAGGAGCACAGGAACCUGCCGUUCAUGCAGGAGCUGAGGAACCUCUUCUCCCUCAUGGUUGGAUCCAAGCGAAAAUAUGUGGAUCCAUCAAGAGCUGUGGAAAUCCUCAAAGACGCCUUUAAGUCCAGUGAGUCACAGCAGCAGGAUGUGAGUGAGUUCACCCACAAGCUGCUGGACUGGCUGGAGGAUGCUUUCCAGAUAAAAGCAGAGGAAGACAGGGAGGGUGAGAAGCCAAAGAACCCCAUGGUGGAACUUUUUUAUGGUCGUUUCCUUGCUGUGGGUGUCCUGGAAGGAAAACAAUUUGAAAACACAGAGAUGUUUGGGCAGUACCCCUUGCAGGUAAAUGGCUUCAAAGAUCUCCAUGAGUGUCUGGAGGCAGCAAUGAUUGAGGGCGAGAUCGAGUCCCUGCACUCGGCAGAGAAUUCUGCCAGGUCUGGUCAAGAGCACUGGUUCACAGAACUCCCACCCGUGUUAACCUUUGAACUGUCAAGAUUUGAGUUCAACCAAGCACUAGGGAGACCUGAGAAGAUUCACAACAAGCUUGAAUUUCCUUUUAUGCUCUACAUGGAUAGGUACAUGGACAGGAACAGAGAUCUUACCCGAAUAAAGAGGGAGGAGAUCAGGAGGUUGAAGGAGCAUCUGACGCUGCUUCAGCAACGCCUGGAGAGGUAUCAGAGUUAUGGCUCUGGCCCAAAACGGUUCCCCUUGGCAGAUGUCCUCCAGUAUGCUAUGGAGUUUGCCUCCAGUAAACCUGUGUGUACCUCCCCAGUGGAAGACAUUGACUCAUCAGCACCUCCUGGUGGCACAACAGGAAUACAGCUUCCCCCACCAAGCUCAGCUGAGCAGGACUCCUUGCCUCCACUAGAGAGCUCAGGCCCUGCCUCAGGUCCCAACACAGCUCCAACUGCAGUCCAGCAGCAGAGAGUGCCCAUUCAUAAGCCCUUUACCCAGUCCCGACUUCCACCGGACCUUCCCAUGCAUCCUGCCCCACGUCACAUCACCGAAGAGGAGUUAAGGGUACUUGAAAGCUGCUUGCAUCGUUGGAGGAGUGAAGUAGAAAAUGACACUCGUGAUCUGCAGGGCAGCAUAGCCAGAAUCCACAGAACCAUUGACCUGAUGUACACUGACAAAUCUAUGAUGCAGGUGCCAUACAGGCUUCAUGCAGUUCUAGUCCAUGAAGGUCAGGCCAGCGCAGGCCACUACUGGGCUUAUAUUUACGACCCACAUCAACGUUGCUGGAUGAAGUACAAUGACAUCUCGGUCACCAAGUCGUCCUGGGAGGAGCUCGUCAGGGACUCGUUUGGAGGCUACCGUAAUGCUAGUGCCUACUGUCUCAUGUAUAUCAAUGACAAGAAGCCCUUCCUCAUAGAAGAGGAGUUUGAUAAAGAAACAGGACAGAUACUCAGUGGCAUGGACAAACUGCCUGCAGACCUGAAGCAGUAUGUAAAGGAGGACAAUGAGCUAUUUGACAAGGAAAUUGAAGAGUGGGACAUCCUACAGGCCCGCAAGGCCCAGCAGGAGAAACUGGCUUUGGCUACCGCAGCCGCUGCCUCAGCAGCAUCCAGCACCUCGACUUCUUCCUCUUCCCCUCAGCCUAUGAGUAUUGAAUCCAGCACUCCAGACAAUGCAGUGCCCCAACAUGACCCAGAGUACAUGGAGCAGCCAUCACCUACAAAUGACUCGAAGCACCUGCAGGAGGAUACAGAAAGGGCUAUUUUCAGGGUUGCUGCUGAUCAGGAAGAGAAAAGCCCUGAAGCGCUAUUAAGUGCUUCUGUUCCCCCUUCCUCCACCCCUCCACCCGAGGUCCUGGUGGACACCUUCCACACCCCUCCUCCUGACCUGGUCAUGGAGGAUGAGUCCCCUGGUCAGCGUACCGUAGAGGUGGCAGUACCUAAUGUGGGGACUUUUGUCAUUGAAACAGAAGAGGGGGGGUACGAUGAUGAGGCUAUGAUGACCCCCAACAUGCAGGGUGUAAUAAUGGCCAUUGGCAAAUCCAACAGCGUGUAUGAACAGAAUGGGCCUGAGGCUGCAUUUUUUAAGGCCAUAAAACUGGAGUACGCUCGUCUGCUGAGGUUUGCUCAAGAGGACACACCCCCUGAAAAUGACUACCGACUUCAGCAUGUCAUCGUCUACCUAAUCCAAAACCAGGCCCCCAAGAAGAUCCUGGAGAGGACUCUACUCACUCAGUUUGCAGACAGGAACCUGGCUUUUGAUGAGAGAUGUAAGAGCAUUAUGAAUGUGGCACGUGCCAAACUGGACCUAAUUAAGCCUGAAGAGGUCAACAUGGAUGAGUAUGAGAUGUGGCAUCAGGAUUACAGGAAUUUCCGUGAGACAACCAUCUUUAUGAUGACUGGCUUGGAGCUCUUUCAGAAGGCCAACUAUGUGGAGGCCUUGAUGUAUCUGAUUUACUCGUAUCAGUACAACAAGGAGCUGUUGUCAAAAGGGCUGUACAGAGGACACGAUGAGGAGCUUCUGGGCUAUUACCGUCGAGAGUGUUUGCUGAAAUUAAAUGAGCAAGCAGCUGCCAUGUUUGAGAAUGGAGAAGAGCCAAAGGUGAUCACUGGCUUAGGCAUCAUGAACGAGCUGGUGGUGCCCUGCAUCCCCCUGCUGCUGGCCAAUGACACUGAGAGGGACCUACUGGCAGUCGAGGACAUAAGGAACCGCUGGUGCUCCUACCUCGGCCAAGAGAUGGAAUCUAACCUUCAGGAAAAGCUGACAGACUUCCUCCCCAAAUUACUGGACUGCUCGACGGAGAUCAGAAGCUUCCAUGAUCCACCCAAGCUGCCAGCCUACUCCGCCCUGGAGCUGUGUGAACGGUUCAGUCGCGUCAUGUCUGCCCUCGGCAGAGUGCCCACAGAAGGAAGAUGAGCCCAGAGUGACGGACAGGCGCCACUCUCUCUUGAUCGCCCUGGCCUGGGGCAGAAAUCCAUGGACCUCUCUUGACUCAUGCCUUCCUUAUCAAUCUUGGGGUCACUCGCUUCUAGCUAUUAUCCCUCUGUUACUCUUCUUUGCUGCUAUAGGUUUUAUCAUUACAAAUAUUAUUUCAUUUUAAGCAAAACAAGGACUGUUUGGAUGGAAGACAUAAUUGAGAGAGGAGAAGUCUGUGGGGGAAUACAGUGGCAAUCAUACAGUGGUUAAAAGCCAAGCACGUUCUGCUUCAGUUUCAUGCGAAAAAAAACAAGUUUUAAGGGUUUUUCAUAGUUUAUUAUAGUUGUUUUUGCUGUUGUUGUUUGAUUCAAGCACCCCCAACCACGCUCAUAGCCCUACCUAGAGCAUCCUUCGCUGCUGCUCCACCUCCAGUUUGGUACAAUAUUACCACCUUUCGUUUUAUUUUCUAAGGAAGUGAGGAGGAGAGCCUUCAGAUGUAUCAGCGGCUCAGAGUAUUUCAAGUGGGUCUCAGUCUUUGUGGACUGUUACAGAACGAGAGGUUUUAAGUGCUGUGGUAGACAGCCACGAACUUCCUGUGGUUUGUUAAUAAUUUGAGAGAAUAAAACUUUAUUUAUGGCCCUUUUAGGCCAAAUAAACAA